GACGUUCAACUGACGCCAGCAAAUAUCUUCUUUACUUGAUUCCACGUAAUAAAUUUUAGCCUCAAAUUAUCAUUACUAUCAAAGUUAAUAGGAUUAAUUUGACCAUGAGUUAUUUAGACAAUAGUUUUCUAAGUAUAAUUAAUGUGAAAACGAUGGUGACUGAUCUUGAAUCAUUGAGUUGAUGCGUGCAGCUACAAUUGUAAAGAUCGUUUGUUCGCGGACCUUCUCUGAUGUAGGUCCGAAAUAGAGAACAAAUCUGUUGCACACGCACUGCACAUUGAUGGUGACAAACUGAAAAGAGUUGUUUCAAAUUUAAUUUUGAAAAAUUAUGUCGCAGAAUCGUUUAUAAUGAGAUUGUUUUCCAAAAUUAGCAACUUUCGUUGACCAUGGUACGAUAAACUUUAUUGGUUAUCUCAAAGUCAAUAAUUGUCAAAGUGUAUUGCAUUUCUAUUGCAGGUUCAUCUCUGAAAAAUGGUAAAAAAUUACAUUUGAGUUGAAACAAUGUUAAAAUCUACACACGCAGAUUUCGAAUAAUCACUUAUUAAAGUGUAAGCUGACCAUGAACAACGUAUGGCGUGUUCUGCUUACACUCGUGGUGUCGGUGGCGCUGACCAUCCUGCUGUGCGCGCUGUGCGUCAGUUUAUUCCAGCUGGUCCGGUACCUGUGCAAGCGACUGCGCAGGGCCAUCAACGCUGAAAGACCUUACGUCUUGGAGCUGCCGGACAGCCGAGGUCGGCGCAGAUGCAGCGAUGACAGCAGCAGUGAAGGAAAAUUUGACAACUUCGAAGACGAGAGAGGUAGCGGAGAGGAUGUUCACGAUCACGUCGUUUCGAAGAGCUCAGAGUUUGGCGACACAACACAGGUAGAUGCUCGAAUCCUAGAUAAUGAUGUUCUUUGUCGCGAUGGAAAAAUCGGACAAAGGUUUAGCGGCAACGAAAGAAGAGAUGUCGGAAGUGGCAAUGACGGUGGUGGCACCAAUGGAAGAAUUAACGGUUACCAAACCACAGCAACGACUCGCUGCCACGAAAUCCUUCCUAAACAUGACGUUGAUGACCAAUUGAGGGCGGAUGCUUGUCACGGCAGCGCGGAGACUAAUGCUUCAAGUAGCAUCGAUACCAUGAAAACACGGAACCUGCUCUGCCGGACUCAAGAUACCACACGAGCUAGAGAUGGUCAGACCAUCAUCAACAUGUAUGCAAAUGAUCACCGAGGAAAGUCAAGUUCCAAUUUAAUGCGAAACGCAUCACGAGAUGGACGAAAUGUCAUGGCGAACGCGGAGAUCCAGAUCGACGGCUGUGAUAGCCAGGAGAGUCGCGGUCUCGAGCUGGUGCAGUACACUGCGUCCCCACGAGUGCCUGGACGCAAGAAAAAUGAAGGGCGGCGCCCUUCCACAGUCGGGGCCACCACGCCUGUGCAGGCACAUCUGACUGACGUUCCUUCCUUGUCCAUGACAGAUGAUGGAACGUCGCCGUUUCAGAGCUGCCUGGACGAGUCAAGCAUGUUUUCCACCUCUAAUUAUUUGAACAAUGAACGCCUCGAAGAUGGAGUAAACUACGAUAGUAUGGCUGGAAGUCAGAAUUACGAAUCAGCAAGGUAUGAUUUUGAUCAUUCAACACCGCGUCAGCAUCACAAUUCGGAGAGUCAACUUCAUUUCAACCGACCACUGAAUUUGUUUGACUGCGACCGCGUAGUUCCAAGUGAGCGUCGUCACUAUCCAUUCCGUCACGAACUCGAAGAUCGCAAUGCAAAAUCUACACCCAAUUUAUUUUCAUCUUCAGAGGCUUGCGGCAGAAGAGAUCGCAGGCAAAGUACGGGCAAUGCUCUACAUUAUGCGCUGCCCGAAUACUUUGAAGAUGAUAUAGAAUUCGAUGAUGGACAGUGCAUGCGAGCAAGAUCGACAUCCAUCACUACUGACGAACGCAAGACCCACCAAAUGAAUUCCACAUCACAUUCGACCAUAUUCACAAUUUCUGCGCACCUAAAUGCACCAUUCUUCACAGAUGACAAUCGCAGCAUCUAUGGACAGUGUCGCAGCAAUGCCAGCCAGGCAUCUACGUUACAGUUGCAGGAAGUGAGGCGAAGUCAGAAUCGCGAUCCACCGGCCUCGGUAUUGAACAGCCUGAGGAACUUAGGACCAGAGCACAGAUACUCGAGCCUCGAUGUGAUUAACUUGAAAGAAUGCGAAGAACCGCCCGCGUACAACGAACUGCCCCCUCCUACGUACAUCGAAGCUAUGCUCAAUGAUCACCUUAACAAACAGAGAGAAAUUAUAGAACGCAGGAAACCCUGUAGCGCGUCAUUACAGAGCUCAGAAGUAUAAUAAUUGUUGAGGAGCACAACAUGUUUAUUUCGCACAAGCACCCAAUAACUUAUCAAGCAGAAAAAGAAACUCUUAACUUUUAUAGAGAUUCUUUACUCAGUAUAACAGCUUGUCAAAAUUAACAGAAAUAACAUUUCCUAAAAUACGAAAUAAAGUUAAGUAGUAGAAAACAUUUUAAAGCCUUACCAUACGAGAUGUUCUAAUUGCCACGACGAUUCGUUUGCUAAUAACAAGAACGACAUACAUAAACGAAUGGAAGACAAAGAUUUAAAUGUAACGAAGACUUUAUUCUAGAAUAAUUUCGAUGAUGGUGUUCAGUUUCUGAACAAAAAACUCGAGACUUAAAAAUCUAUCCUUGGUGUUAGGCCGCCACAUGGACGAGCUUAUAUAAUCAUCUGCCUCAUUGGGACAGGGAGACUUGCACAAAGUUAUCUACAGAAACAUUACUAUUGAAUUUUAGCAUUAUCUCUGAUCAAAGGCAAAUUGGCAAAGAAAAUUAUUCUUAAUAGUGUCGAACUAGAUAUUAUAAAUUUGAGUAGACCAUUUCAUGUACAACGAAAUUUAUAACGAUGUACUGGUAAUGAGAGGACAAGAACCUUUGCUGAGUUGAGAAGGUCGUGGAUGGCGUUAAAAAGUAUGAAAUAUGUUCAUAUUGAAGCUUAUGGUGCAAAGAAGUUUUAAAGUAAAUAUUACCAAGCGAAUCAUGCAACGCCUAAGAAGGAAAAUACUGUUAAAUUAUUAGAGAUUGCAUAAUUUUCUCACAUUUUUGUUUAUCUUUGGAUGGUUUAAAUUUUUAUUAGUUGAAUUGAAACUAGUUGAUAAGCUCCCUAAGAGAAUAAACGCAAACUGACUGUUUACUAGGUAGGGAUAAUCCGUAAGAUCUAUAAGACAAACUAGUAUGUGAAUGUAGCAUUAACGAUGCACUCACACGCAGCUCCUAAGAACAUUUUGUUCAUUGCACAAAUGUACUCUUCUGUAACCUCAUACUUCGACAUUAAUUACAAAAUAUACGCUUCA
Molecule: messenger RNA, 3337 nt
Organism: Hyalella azteca
Lineage: Eukaryota; Metazoa; Arthropoda; Malacostraca; Amphipoda; Hyalellidae
Exons: 2
Coding region: 560-2320 (586 amino acids)
Source: RefSeq, a predicted model, not a curated record